Solanum pennellii is the source of this 1499-nucleotide messenger RNA. Its product is annotated as receptor kinase-like protein Xa21. Gene Ontology annotation, biological process: protein phosphorylation. The transcript is spliced from 2 exons. Gene Ontology annotation, molecular function: protein kinase activity; protein binding; ATP binding. Bases 18 to 1361 code for a protein of 447 amino acids. NCBI's taxonomy places the organism in Eukaryota, Viridiplantae, Streptophyta, Magnoliopsida, Solanales, Solanaceae. The record is from RefSeq and is a predicted model, not a curated record.
GGUAUUUCUCUCUGUCGAUGAACAAUUUUGAAGGUCGUAUACCUCAAUCAUUCGGAUACCUGGUUGCUCUUGCAUACUUGGAUUUAUCCGCAAAUAACCUUUCAGGUAUGAUCCCCGAGUCUCUGGUGAAUCUUAAACAACUUAGCUAUCUUAAUGUGUCUUUCAAUGCACUCACUGGUAAGAUUCCAAAUGGAGGACCUUUUGCAAAUUUGACAGCUGAAUCUUUCAUGGGGAAUGCUGAAUUGUGUGGAACGUCUCAAUUCAAUGUGGCGGAAUGCAGAACUGGUGGCAUGAAAAGUAAAAACAAAAGGAGGGAUUUAACUUUUGUUCUUGCAUCAGUUGCAGUAGCAUUAGUAGUCACAACUCUUUUCAUGGUUUGGUUUCUGAAAUACCGAAAAAGAAGCAGACAACUUCCUAUACCAGAUUUGAUUGGUCAAUCCCAUCAGAGGAUCUCUUACUAUGAAGUUGUUCGAGGGACAAACAACUUUGAUGAAGCCAAUUUGAUUGGCAGGGGAGGUCUUGGUCUAGUGUACAAAGGGACACUCCAAGAUGGAAUUAUUGUUGCUGUGAAGGUUUUCAACGCGGAAGUACAAGAUGCAUUUAGAAGAUUUGAUUUGGAGUGUGAGAUUUUGCGCAACAUUCGCCAUAGAAAUCUUGUUAAGGUGAUAAGCAGUUGUGCUAAUCUUGAUUUUAAAGCAUUGGUUCUAGAGUACAUGCCAAAUGGAAGCCUUGAUGCUUGGCUUUACUCUCACAACAACUUUUUCGAUUUAAAUCAAAGAUUGAGGGUCAUGAUUGAUGUGGCUUCUGCAAUGGAAUAUUUACAUGAAGGUCAUUCUUUUGUUGUUGUACACUGUGAUCUAAAACCAAGUAACAUACUUUUGGAUGGAGACAUGGUUGCAAGAGUCGGCGACUUUGGUAUAUCCAAACUUAUGACAGCUGAUAAAUUGAUAGCACAAACGAAAACGUUAGGCACUAUUGGCUACAUGGCACCAGAAUAUGGAUCAGAAGGCUUAGUGUCAACCAUGGGAGAUGUUUACAGCUAUGGUAUCAUGUUAAUGGAAACAUUUACUAGAAAGAAGCCCAUGGACGAUCUUUUCGUUGGAGAACUCAGCUUGAAGAGAUGGGUGUUUGAAUCAUUCCCCGAUAGAGUGAUGGAUGUAGUGGAUGCUAAUCUAUACUCAAGACAGGAUGAGCAGUUUUCAUCCAAAGAAACUUGCAUUAAGUUGGUAAUGGAAUUGGCCUUACAAUGUACAUCUGAAUCACCUCAAGAGAGAGUCAGUAUGAAAGAUGUCCUUGUAAGACUCAACAAGAUUCAAACCAACUUCUUGCAUUGUCCAACAAGAAGCCAAAAUAGAAUGUAAGGCUUCUUGGUGAGGGACAAAUUUGGGGGACAGAAUGAAAUACCAUCUUUCUUUUUUCUUGUUUUCAAUUUGUAUGGAAUUCUCUUGUAAAAUAUAUGUAACAAACCAUGGUAGCUAAUGAAAUUGUAACUUCAGAGA